AGAGACAUGAGAUCAAGCCAGUGUUACUCAGCCCUGCACUGCAGUGCUUCCAGCUGCAAGCCCUUGGAGAUGAGAACUAGGUUUCUUCUGAAUUCACUGUACACAGGUUGCCCCUACAAAAGUUGUAAUAGUGGAAUCAUGUCAUUUGUAAAGUUCACAAUUAAUUGCGGAGAAUGAAUGUUUUCUGUGGCAGAAAGUUUUUUGCAGAGCACACCUGAAUGUGGCUGAGGAACAGCAGCCAAGAACGCAAUGCAUGGUAUUGUGUAGGGAGAGAACCAGAAGCGGCAUGUUUUACGUGCUCAGAAAUCUGAGGUGAGCUGGUGUAAAUGACUGCUGCCGCCUCCCAGCGCAAGAUAACCUGCUCAGUCAGCUGGAGCCCCCUGCGGACAGCUGUCUCUCUUUUAGCUGAUGGAAAACUGCUACUAACCGCUGAAUGGAAGAGCGUGGAGCAGCAACCAUACUAGCAGCAGCCGCUGUAGCAAGAGCAAGCGAGGACUCUAUUGUUCCCGUGCGUUAAACAGUUUUUCCUUUACAACUGAUAUGCACAAAAGCAAGAUAGAGGCUUUCAGCCUGCUUCUCCCUGCGAAGAAAUUUUGAAGAGGGGAAUACUAUUCGGAGGAGGUUUCACGGUCAGGCUGUGGGCUUUGGACGCGGGCUGCUGGAGGCAUGAGGCUGAGCGAGGGGAGCUCUGCUUUCUCCCGUGGGCCGGGGCUCUCCGCCCCGCCAGCCCGUUGCAUGGGAGUGCUGGUGGUCCUGCUGCUGGGGAGCUGGGGCACUCGGGCACAGAGCGAAUUCCAAACUUCGUCCGUCUAUCUGUGGAAGACCGGUCCGUGGGGGAGAUGCAUGGGAGAUGAAUGUGGCCCAGGUGGCAUCCAGACUCGAGCAGUGUGGUGUGCCCAUGUGGAGGGCUGGACAACACUGCCCACCAACUGCAAGCAGCCAGAGCGGCCGGACAACCAGCAGAGCUGCUUCCGUGUCUGUGACUGGCACAAGGAGCUGUAUGACUGGCAGAUUGGCACGUGGGAUCAGUGCCGGCCCGUCCUCUCCCGCAGCCAUGAGAAGCCCCAGGAGUGCCUCAGAGGGGAGGAUGGCAUUCAAACAAGAGACAUCACCUGCAUCCAGAAGUCCAAUGGGGUGCCUGCUGAGGAUGUCAUCUGUGAGUACUUUGAGCCCAAGCCCCGCCAGGAGCAGGCAUGCCUUAUCCCGUGCCGUCAGGACUGCAUUGUGUCUGAGUUUGCCCCUUGGACGGAGUGCUCUAAGACCUGUGGCAGUGGGCUUCAGCAUCGAACUCGGCACGUGGUGGCCCCACCACAAUUUGGUGGGUCUGCUUGCCCAAAUCUCACUGAAUUUCAGGUCUGUCAGUCUAGCCCAUGUGCUGCUGAAGAAAGCCUCUAUAGCCUAAAUGUGGGACCGUGGAGCAUGUGCUCAGUGCCCCAUUCAAGACAAAUACGGCAAGCAAGAAAACGAGGGAAGAGCAAGGACAAGGAAAAGGACAGAGAAAAGGCAGUUCGGGAUCCCGAGGCUCGUGAAUUAAUUAAGAAGAAGAGAAAUCGAAACAGACAAAAUAGACAGGACAACAAAUACUGGGACAUACAAAUUGGGUAUCAAACCAGGCAGGUUACAUGCACUCACAGAAAUGGGAAAACUGCUGCUCUGAGCUUUUGCAAGCAAGACAAGUUGCCAAUUACAUUCCAGUCCUGUGUGAUCACUAAGGAGUGCCAGGUGUCAGAAUGGUCAGAAUGGACCCCCUGCUCUAAAACCUGCUUUGACAUGACAACCCCUAAAGGGAAUCGUACAAGAUCACGGACCAUUAAGCAGCUCCCUAUUGGCAGUGAAAGUGAAUGCCCGCAAUUAGAAGAAACAGAGCAGUGCAUUACCCAAGGAGAUGGUGUAGCACCAUGCAUUACGUAUGGCUGGCGGACCACAGAGUGGACGGAAUGCCGCGUUGAUCCUCUGCUCAAUCAACAGGAUAAAAGGCGAGGAAAUCAAACAGCACUGUGUGGAGGUGGCAUUCAAACCCGGGAAAUGUACUGUGUGCAAGCUAAUGAAAAUCUCCUCUCCUAUUUAAAUACCCUCAAGGAAAAAGAAGCCUCGAGGCCAGUGGACCGUAGACUGUGUACAGGACCUCUUCCCAGCACCUCUCAGCUGUGCCAUAUCCCCUGUCCUACAGAGUGUGAGACCUCAGCAUGGUCAGCCUGGGGACCAUGCACCUACGAAAACUGUGAUGAUCCUCAGGCCAAGAAGGGAUUUAAACUAAGGAAACGGCGCAUCACUAACGAGCCUACGGGAGGAACGGGAAACUGCCCUCACCUGAUGGAAGCCAUCCCAUGUGAGGAGCCCUCAUGCUAUGACUGGAGGAUUGUAGGGCUGGAGGAGUGUGUUCCUGACAAUGAGAAACCAUGUGGCCCUGGUACUCAGGUGCCUAUCGUCAUCUGUGUCAACAGUGAUGGAGAAGAGGUUGACAGGCAGCUAUGCAGAGAUGCUAUCUACCCAAUCCCUGUUGUCUGCGAAGCACCAUGCCCAAAGGACUGUGUGCUCAGCAUGUGGUCUGUGUGGUCCUCCUGCUCACACACCUGCUCCGGCAAAACCACAGAAGGAAAACAGAUGCGUGCCCGCUCAAUUCUGGCGUAUGCAGGUGAAGGAGGAGUACAGUGUCCAAAUAGUAGUGCACUACAGGAAACACGCAGCUGUAACGAACACUCUUGCACUGUGUAUCAUUGGCAGACAGGCCCAUGGGGACAAUGCAUAGAGGAUGCAUCUGUGUCUGCUUUCAACUCCUCUGCCAGCUGGAAUGGGGAGGCCACCUGUUCUGUGGGGAUGCAGACAAGAAAAGUCAUCUGUGUGAGGGUCAACGUGGGACAAGUGGGCCCAAAAAAAUGCCCUGAAAACCUCCGACCAGAAACAGUGAGGCCUUGUUUGCUUCCUUGUAGAAGGGAUUGUAUUGUGACUCCAUUCAGCGACUGGACAUUGUGCCCUUCUUCGUGUCAGGAAGGAGCUGUCAUAGUAAAGAAACAGUCCCGUCACCGAGUCAUUAUCCAGCUCCCUGCUAAUGGUGGUCGUGAGUGCCCAGACACUUUAUUUGAGGAAAAGGAAUGUGAAGCUUCUCCCAUCUGCUAUAGCUACAGAUGGAAGACCCACAAGUGGCGCAGAUGCCAGCUAGUACCAUGGUAUGUGCGCCAAGACAGUCCAGGAGCACAUGAGACUUGUGGACCUGGGUUGCAAGCAAGAGCAAUUACUUGUCGCAGACAAGAUGGAGGACAGGCUGACAUCAGUGAGUGCCUUAAGUAUGCUGGCCCCUUACCAUCGUUAACACAGACAUGUCAGAUUCCCUGUCAAGAUGAUUGUCAGUUUACAAACUGGUCAAAGUUUUCUUCCUGCAAUGGGGACUGUGGAGGAGUUAGAACAAGAAAACGCAUUCUUAUUGGAAAAAGUAAGAAAAAAGAUAAAUGCAGGAAUUCUCAGUUAUAUCCUCUGAUUGAGAAUCAGUUUUGUCCAUGUGAUAAAUACAGCGCACAGCCUGUGGGAAAUUGGUCAGACUGUAUUUUACCAGAGGGCAAAGUGGAAGUAUUGCUGGGAAUGAAGGUGCAAGGAGACAUCAAGGAAUGUGGACAAGGCUAUCGUUACCAGGCCAUGGCAUGCUAUGAUCAGAACAGUAGACUUGUGGAAACAUCACGAUGCAACAGUCAUGGUUAUAUUGAGGAAGCCUGUAUUAUUCCAUGUCCUUCAGACUGCAAGCUCAGUGAGUGGUCCAAUUGGUCUCGCUGCAGUAAAUCCUGUGGAAGUGGGGUAAAAGUUCGGUCAAAAUGGCUCCGUGAAAAGCCCUACAAUGGUGGAAGACCCUGUCCUAAGCUAGAUCAUGUCAAUCAGGCUCAGGUAUAUGAGGUAGUUCCAUGCCACAGUGACUGCAGCCAAUACAUAUGGGUUACCGAGCCCUGGAGCGUCUGCAAGGUGACCAAUGUGGACUUAAAAGAGAACUGUGGAGAAGGUGUUCAAACAAGGAAAGUCAGAUGCAUGCUGAACACUGUGGAUGGUCCUUCUGACACUGUAGAGGACUACCUGUGUGAUCCUGAAGAGAUGCCACUUGGUGCUAGAAAAUGCACACUGCCAUGUCCAGAAGACUGUGUUAUGUCUGAAUGGGGAUCAUGGUCUCGCUGUUCUUUGCCAUGCAAUGGAAGCAGUGUCCGUGAAAGGUCAUCAGAAUCUCUGAGACAACCAAUGGAAGGAAAGUCUUGCCCUGCUGCCACUGAGACAGAAGUCUGCACUUUGAACAAAAACUGCUACCACUAUGACUACAAUGUGACAGACUGGAGCACAUGUCAGCUCAGUGAGAAGGCUGUCUGUGGUAACGGAAUCAAAACACGGAUGCUCGAUUGUGUUCGCAGUGAUGGCAAAUCAGUUGACCUGAAAUACUGUGAGGAGCUUGGUUUGGAAAAGAUGUGGCAAAUGAAUAUAUCCUGUGUGGUGGAAUGCCCCGUGAAUUGUCAGCUUUCUGACUGGUCGUCUUGGUCUGACUGCUCUCAAGCAUGUGGCCUUACAGGAAAAAUGAUCAGAAGAAGGACCAUAAAUCAACCGUUUCAGGGUGAUGGGAGGCCUUGUCCUUCUCAGAUGGAGCAAUUCAAACCCUGUCCAGUAAAGCCUUGUUAUCGAUGGCAGUAUGGUCAGUGGUCUGCAUGCAAAGUAGAGGUUGCUCAGUGUGGAGAGGGCACACGAGUGCGGAAUAUUUCCUGUGUGGUUUUUGAUGGAUCCACUGAAGAUGUAGGCAAAAUAGUGGAUGAGGAAUUCUGUGGAGAAAUAGAGCCUAUUAUAGAUGGUAAUAAAAAGAUGGUCCUUGAGGAAACAUGCACUGUUCCUUGUCCAGGGGACUGUUAUUUGAAAGAGUGGUCAGAAUGGAGCCUUUGUCAGCUAACCUGUGUUAAUGGUGAGGAUCUUGGCUUUGGAGGCAUACAAGUCCGAUCUCGGGCAGUAAUCAUUCAGGAUUUAGAGAAUCAACAUCUUUGUCCAGAACAAGCUUUGGAAACAAGACCAUGCAGUGAUGGCCACUGCUAUGAAUACAAGUGGAUGGCUAGCCCCUGGAAGGGAUCUUCUCGAACUGUGUGGUGCCAAAGGUCAGAUGGCUUAAAUGUCACAGGAGGCUGCUUAGUGAUGCGCCAACCAGAUGCUGACAGGUCAUGUAACCCACCAUGCAGCCAACCCCACGCUUACUGCAGUGAGACUAGAACAUGCAGUUGCGAAGAUGGAUACACUGAAGUUAUGUCCUCUGAUGGCACACUUGAACAGUGCACUCUCAUCCCAGUGGUGGUGAUUCCCACCAUGGAGGACAAAAAGGGAGAUGUGAAAACCAGUCGAGCUGUGAACCCCACCCAGCCCUCCACUAACCAGUCAGGACGAGGAAGGACCUGGUUUCUACAGCCUUUUGGUCCAGAUGGGAGGCUGAAGACCUGGGUUUAUGGUGUAGCUGCUGGUGCAUUUGUUUUACUCAUCUUUAUUGUUUCUAUGAUCUAUCUAGCCUGCAAAAAGCCAAAGAAGCCCCAGAGAAGGCAGAACAACCGGCUGAAACCUUUAACCUUGGCUUAUGAUGGAGAUGCAGAUAUGUAAAAUAUACUCACGGUGACAAAUGGAGUCUUAAUUAUUGGAUUGAAAUCAGAAGGUAUCCAAAGCCACAGGGAUUUUAUAUGGAGUGGAUUUGACUGUUUUGACUUUCUUUUUUGUAACUGCACUGUAGAUAAAGAUGGAUGGAUUUCAUAAUGCCUAUGGAUAUUCAAGGCAUUACUGCUUUACUUUAGACCAUCAACACUGAGAAAUCUAGCAGAAUCAAUUUAAUAGACACUACAAUGGGAGAUAUUUGUGGUCUUUCCUCAAUCUUACAAGCUAUAAGCACCACUUCUGUCUCCAGAAUACUGUAACUGAUAUUGUAUUAACAGUUGAAAGCCCCUGCAACAUUAACCAAGCAUAAUCAGUACGCAUGAAGAGUUUGUACCAAGAGUUUGUAUGACUCUUUUCAAGCAGAGUGCAUAUACUCAGUUGAAGAAUAUGUAUUACUCUAUCAGAUUAUAUACUUGUUAAAGAGCAAUUUAGUGCUUAUUACAUUAACUUUUAACUGAGAUUAACCCAUGAGCAAGUUCAACAGUUUGGCAGUUGAUGACAACUUGUGUUAACCUGCAUUUCAGAGGGCAAUGACUCACUUGCAAAAUUCUGCCCUGUUAUCACUCCAAAAUAUAAAGGCCUCCUAUACACAUCCAGAAAGGAGGCAUUCUCAGAUUCAAUAUUUUCUAGCGGUUGCUGUCUGGAAAAAGAAUACCCACAGUAAAUGUUACAAUACAUUUCUACUUUCUCUAACUCAAACUGUUGCCUGCAUCUUUUUGCUACAUGUAAGGCAAUUUUUUGCACUAUAUUAGUGCAGCAUGAUAUGCACUUAACUAGUAUUGCCAUAGUAACCGCCUCUUUUCAGAAAGAUGAUGAUGUAUCUUGUGCAAGGAGUGUCAAGUAGACAGGUCUUGAAUCCUGAAGAGAGUAGCGUUCGGUUUGGACUGCGACUGGAUGGAAUCGGCUAACAACAUGUACUGUACGCACCGAUCCUCGUCACAGUGGCCAUUUGUGGUCUAUAUCAUGGCAGUAAUACAAGUGUCUAGUUUCUUGCCCCAUCUACCUAUACAAGUAUAGAUUGUCCUGCUGGUUUCUAAUUGUACUUUGAAGGCUGUUUAUGACUAGAUUUUUUAUAUUUGUUAACUUUGUUAGAAAAAAAAGAAAAGAGAAAGAAAAGUGUUUGCCCUCUAAUCUUGAGUGAUAUUGUCUAAAAAGGUAUUCUGAUUGUUUGUUAGCUAAAAAAAAAAGGUUUUGCUUUUUUCUUUUUUUUUCCUUCUACUAAUGAGAGCAUUUUCACUGUUGCUGACUGCAAUAUUCAGAGCCCUUUUUAUCUUUUCUAAUUAGGAUAGAUGGACAGACUCUUUUAAUUAUUCAUUUAAACUCUUGAGUGUACUGGCAAGUAAACAAUAAUUGUUCUGCCAUUUUAAUUGUCAUAACUUUUUAAAGAAUUCUGGCAGUAUGAAAGCUCACUGUUAACCUCUUCCAUACUUAUGGCUUUUCAGUGUUACGCUUCUGACAUCAAGCUCGUUGGCUUGCCACUGUAUCUAUACGCAUUCAUGACCUGAGAAGGGUAAUUCUCAUAAAAUGGCUUCUAUGUACAGUCUGAAGCAAACAUAUAACUGAUUGUGCCACUACUAAGCAAUACAAUUACAAAAUGUUAUCAGGCAACCUGUCAAAAAUAAUUGUUCUACAAAGCUCAGUAUUAGGUUCUCAGGUCUUUUUUAUAACCUAAACCAUUUCUGCCUAUUCAUCAUACUAUUUACUCAAGAAGCACCCAUUUUUGCAUGUUGAAUAAAAUUGCAGCUUUGCAAAUUUUGGCCCAGAUUCACUGAAAUCAGUGACAGCUCUCAGUGACAUCAGAGGAUGACAUCAGUCCUUAAAAAUACCUAUCUUUAUAGGUAUUUUAAAACAGUUCUUGGAACCAAUGUGCAUUUUGUGCAAUCCAAGUAAAAAUGAUCCAACUUUUAGCUAUAUUAAAUUACCAAUGUGGAAUUACUGCAUUAAAAAAAAAAAAAAAAAAAAAAAAAUCCUUAUUGCCACUGCAUAAGUAUUCCCCUUAAUGGGAAUGGUAAGCAGAGAGGAACGACAGUAACAAUCUUUUUGUACAUGUUUAUUUUCUCAUUUUAUACCUUGAUCCACAGCUGGUGAAGUGCCAUGGCCCCCUACCUCAGUAGUAGUUCAUUCAUACAUGUAUUGCAGAACUAGGGGCUUCGGUCUUGCAUUUCUGUGUGAAUAUCCAUAGGAAGGGAGGAAGUGAGGAAGACCACCAAAUCUCAAUGUAUUUAAUUAGUCGUAAUUAACGGUAAUUAAGUCAGAAUUCUUGAGUAAGAAGCAAGAAAAACCUAAUUGAUUUUCCUAUCUUAUUAAGCAUAAAAAAAUUAAAUGAAAAAGUUAUAAAGUUUUGAAGAACAGUAAAUAUGUGGAAACAUGAAGCUUGAUCAUGAUUUUUGUACUUUGAAAAGUCUGAUUCUGUGUUACCAAAUUGUAUUGGACCAAUAGGCAAUUGAGGGAACAGGGCUUUUUUCAGUGGUAAUGCGUCAUCUUUAUUUAAUAUACUGGCUGGUCAUAGCAGGAGCUGUUGCCUAGUUCUUACCUUGAAGAUUUGUAUUCCCUAAAUGUAAGAAGUUAAUAACGUGAAGCUAAAGGUAUGCCAUCUCCUGUUUCUUACCAUAAAGUAUUUGUAAUUGAAGAAAGGGAGAUUGUUUAUUUAAGUAUGUUUGGCCUUUGCAAUCCAUGCAAGUAUUUUAGUAUGUUAAUACAUGUUUUCUUGCUUCAGUGAAUUUUGCUGAUGCACAUCUGCAUCAUACUAGUGCUGCAUUUAAAAUCCAGAGUGCAUUUUUUAUUUUUAUUUUUUACAAAGUGCACAGAAAUAUGAAGCCAAAAUGGCUUCCCUCUUUAUCAAGAAAAAAAAAAAAAAUUAGUCUAUAAGGAGGACUGAAAUGUUAUGUUAAGCUAAAUGUUGCAAAGGUGACUAAGCCCUUUAGCAUUGAAACAGAAAUAAUAAGUGAAUUAUCAGUAUAGAAUGAAAAGCAAUUUGCUUUAAAAAUCAGAGUGGUUCUACAAAUCCAGUGCCUAAAGCAGCCACUACUGUAGAUUGUUAGAUUGUGAAAGUAAAGUGAUCAAAUAAGCCGUUCAGAAAAUAGCAAAGUAGACAUUUUCCUGUUGAUGUGGUGGUUUGUGUUUUCCUUUUUAAACCUGUAGUUUCUAGAUUGCUGUGUCUGCUUUGAGUCCUGGACUAGUUCCUUUUUGAAUCUUUGUUGCAACUGCACAAGCUUGUUUAUAUUUAGUAUGAAGCAUCCAUUUUGAAACUCCCUUUCUCCUGCCAAAAUGUAAUAAAGUUUGUUUUCCAAUAUUUUACAAUCUGAAGAGACCAAUUUAAAAACUCUGUGUAUAAAUCACUGUAAAAUAUUCCUUGAAUUAAAUGGAAAUUGUCUUUUAACCUUUAUGUAAAUUGUGCUCACCCAAAGUUAAGAGUUUAUUUUGCCUAACUUAAUUUACUUGAAUAUUUAUUUUGUAGAACAAGGAGGCAGCUGUGUCUGAGGAAUGUUUACCUUUCUUUAUUUUUUUUUUUUUUUUGUUAAUGUUAAUUUGUAAAUUGUGUAAUGCAUUUUUAUUUUUUAAAUUAUGUAUAUUUCUUUUUUAAAAAGCACAAAAUGUUUACCUUCAACUACUGCAAAUUUGUGUAUAUUGUCACAAAGCUUUAUUCAGUUAAUACAGAUGACAUGAAAAUGUAACAAGUCUUACGUUUUCAUUUGGGUUAUUUUUAAAUAACUGAUGUAUUGCUGACAAUAAAUAUAAACACAAAAUCA
This is a messenger RNA of Lagopus leucura (white-tailed ptarmigan), 9392 nucleotides long. It is a transcript of the gene THSD7A, whose product is annotated as thrombospondin type 1 domain containing 7A. NCBI's taxonomy places the organism in Eukaryota, Metazoa, Chordata, Aves, Galliformes, Phasianidae. The coding region runs from base 667 to 5595 and encodes 1642 amino acids. Gene Ontology annotation, biological process: actin cytoskeleton organization. The record is from RefSeq and is a predicted model, not a curated record. The transcript is spliced from 31 exons. Gene Ontology annotation, cellular component: plasma membrane.